Eriocheir sinensis (Chinese mitten crab) is the source of this 925-nucleotide messenger RNA. RefSeq lists its product as uncharacterized. Bases 66 to 593 code for a protein of 175 amino acids. The record is from RefSeq and is a predicted model, not a curated record. The transcript is spliced from 3 exons. NCBI's taxonomy places the organism in Eukaryota, Metazoa, Arthropoda, Malacostraca, Decapoda, Varunidae.
UUAUCUCCCCCCUCGCAGGGCUGUCCUUGGGUGCCUCAGAACGAGUAUAUAAGAAUCUGAAGUCCAUGUCGCUUCACUCUGCAAGCAAGAUGUCUCUCCUUCACCAGCUCAUCUUCGUCUCCCUCGCUGCAUUCGCGGCUGCCCAGUGCCCCGGGGAUUUCUUCGUGUCUAAUGGCAACUGCUUCUCCGUGAUCGACAUGCCCGGAGUCAACAUGACGUGGGACGAGUGCCGGUUGGCUUGCAAAGCCAAGGACGGCGGGGAACUGAACUCCGACCUUGCCACAUUUGACACCGCUGAGGAGCUGGAAGCCUUCUCGAUCACUUGGCUUGAUGAGUCUCAGAACUAUAAUCCGGACCCGAACAUGUGGAUCGGCGUGGAGAAGAUAGACGGCAACUGGGAGACGAUUGAAGGCAAUCCAGUGUCCUUUCAAAACCCAAUGUGGCAAGAGGGUCAUCCUCACGAAAUGGGGGAGAGAGUGUUCCUGCAGGAUAUCACAUUGGCCAACGGCAUCAACUCCUACGGCAGACUCUGUUUCCACUGCUCCAUGGGCAUAUACGAGCACCACAGCCGAUGCCUCUGCCGCGCCAAGUAGAGGGAUGAAGGAUGGAUGAAUAAUACCAUGCUUCGACUUGUCUUUGUUUCAUAUUUUCUUCUUUUUCCUCCUGAGCAUCAUUAUUUUCGUUUUCUCCCGUGUUAUUCUUGAGUUCAUAUUAUUGACUAAAGACCAUGCUUCGUUCCUUAUUGUUUCCUUUUUUCUCCUCCAUUUCUUCAAAAUUAUCUCACAUCUCAAACAAGGUAAUUGUCGUCCCAUCGCACUGUAUACUGCAGAUACUUUACAAGAACCUGAUGUGCCUUCAUUUUGCAGAGUACAUAACCGUGCCACACAUUUUGUAUGAUGAACAUAAUAAACUGAAAUUAAACGAG